CUAUUCAUUCAGCAGUGGACUAAACUCUGCAAGGGUCUGAAACUAGGUUAUCUAACGGUGAACGUCCUAUCACAAAGGGAUAUUUAAAUAAAGACAUGCGUGUAUGUUAGAUAGUACAAGCUAUAAGCAUUGACACCGCUCAGUUGUGUUCAUCCAAAUGGAAACGGCACGAACUAAACGUUAGCUAGCAUUACAUUAUAUGUAUUCUCGAAGUUAGGGCAGUCUUAAAACAACAAUGGCAACUUUGGGCAGUGAACAUCUGUGCGGAGAAAAGUAGAAGCUAAAGUUAAUGGACAGUGGACUCUGGACAGGUAUGUCUCUUCGGUUUUUUUCCUGCUUGCUGCUGCUGUUCUGUCCGGAUGUGUUGAGACAUGAAGUCCCGGGGGCUCGGGCAGACCCGGUACCCAGUGCUGCUAAAACUUUAGUAUGGGGACCUGGACUGGAGGCAAACAUCGUCCUUCCUGCUCGCUUCUUUUACAUCCAGGCGGUGGACAGCUCGGGGACAAAUUUAACAUCAUCACCUGGUGAGAAGACCUUUGAAGUAAAGAUUGUGUCUCCAGUGGAGCAGUUCACCAGGAUUUGGAUCCAGAUCCUGGAUCGUCAGGAUGGCUCCUUCCUGGUUCGUUACAGAAUGUAUGCCACCUACACGGACCUUCACAUCCACGUUUUGCUCAAGAGCAAGCAUGUCGCCAAGUCACCUUUUAUUCUCAAAGGCCCGGUCUACCAUGAGGCCUGUGACUGUCCCCAGCCCAGUGGUUCUGUAUGGGAGGACCACAUGCACUGUCCUCAGUCCUUCUCUCAGAUAGACAGGGACCUGUCCGCCUUCACUAACGUCGACCCAGAUCGUAAUGCGCAGGAAAUCCCAGAUCGAUUUGGACAGAGACAAAGCCUCUGCCACUACACUGUUAAAGACAACAAGGUCUAUGUUAAAACUUUCGGAGAGCAUGUGGGCUUCAGAAUCUUCAUGGAUGCUAUUCUCCUGUCACUCACCAGAAAGGUGCAGCUCGCUGAUAUGGAGUUCUUUGUUAACCUGGGGGACUGGCCUUUGGAGAAGAGGAAACCCAGUGAGAAGCUUCAUCCCAUCUUUUCCUGGUGUGGCUCCAACAAUACCAGAGAUAUUGUCAUGCCCACCUACGACCUGACUGAGUCCGUCCUGGAGACAAUGGGAAGAGUGAGUCUGGACAUGAUGUCGGUGCAGGCCAACACGGGGCCACCAUGGCCAGAGAAAAACUCCACAGCCUUCUGGAGGGGCCGAGACAGUCGGCAGGAACGCCUUGAGCUGGUCAAGCUUUCCCGGGCUCACCCCAACAUGAUCGACGCUGCCUUUACCAACUUCUUCUUCUUCAAACAUGAUGAGAGCCUCUAUGGGCCGCUGGUCAAACAUGUCUCUUUCUUUGACUUUUUUAAGUACAAAUACCAAAUAAACAUUGACGGCACUGUGGCGGCGUAUCGGUUGCCUUACCUAUUGGCAGGAGACAGUGUGGUCCUAAAGCAGGACUCAGGCUACUACGAGCACUUCUACAAUGAACUUCGGCCAUGGGAGCACUACAUCCCAAUCAGGGCGGACCUUGGAGACCUGCUGGAAAAGAUCCAGUGGGCUCGUGAACACGAUGAAGAGGCAAAGAAAAUUGCACUGACGGGUCAACAGUUUGCCCGCAAUAAUCUUAUGGGAAACCACAUAUUUUGCUACUACUACAAACUUUUCCAGGAGUAUGCCAAACUCCAUGUCACAGAGCCCAAGAUUCGUGAAGGCAUGGAGCUUGUAGAGCAGCCCAGUGAUGACCUGUUCCCAUGUCACUGCCAAAGGAGGAGGGAAAAGGAUGAACUUUGAUUGACCUGUGAACCAGUUACAGAGCAAUCCUUCAUAUCCCAUAUACUGCCAAAUACUGUUUCAGAUUUAACUGUAUGACUAUGAUAUGAAUAUCACAUCUCAUUUUUAAAAUAAAUAUUUUUCUUUUUGUA
This is a messenger RNA of Centropristis striata (black sea bass), 1962 nucleotides long. RefSeq names its product protein O-glucosyltransferase 2 (gene poglut2). The coding region runs from base 290 to 1831 and encodes 513 amino acids. The record is from RefSeq and is a predicted model, not a curated record. Lineage: Eukaryota; Metazoa; Chordata; Actinopteri; Perciformes; Serranidae. The transcript is spliced from 10 exons. Gene Ontology annotation, cellular component: endomembrane system. Gene Ontology annotation, molecular function: glucosyltransferase activity; protein binding.